AUGCGACCGCCUUCCUUCUCUGGUGCUGAAGGACCCCUAGCAGCGAAGGAGUUCCAAAAGGUCACUGAGACUAUUCUCACGGUGACCCAUAUUGUCCUUGCUGAAUGGGUGGAUCUCAUGGAUAUUCAGCUCAUCGAUACCGCUCGGAUAUGGUGGGCAGCUGAGAAGACUCAUCUGGAGAGGCUAAUCCUGUGGGAGACGUUCAUAGAGCGAUUCAACAAAAAUUAUUUUCCUCAGUCAGCUCGGGACAAACUCCUGCAUAGGUUCGUUGAGCUCAAGCAGGGAGGCCGAUUAGUUGAUGAGUAUGAGGCCGAGUUCUCUUCCCUGAGUCGAUAUGCUCCCCAUCUGGUUACAUACCCUACUAUUAGGAGGCAUCAGUUUCAGAAGGGUCUAGAUAAGUAUAUCAGGUUUGCUCUAGCUGGUAGAGCACUUGCGACGCACGAUGCAGUAUUGGAUGCAGCAUGUGAGAUUGAGAGCGUGCAAAGGAACCUGAAGACCCACAUGUGA
Molecule: messenger RNA, 507 nt
Organism: Asparagus officinalis (garden asparagus)
Lineage: Eukaryota; Viridiplantae; Streptophyta; Magnoliopsida; Asparagales; Asparagaceae
Exons: 1
Coding region: 1-507 (168 amino acids)
Source: RefSeq, a predicted model, not a curated record